UCUUUUCUCUGUGUGUGUGUGUGCGUGUGUGUGUGUGUGGCUUCACUCACAGGGAAGAGCAGGAGUUAGUAUGCAGAGACAUGUAAGAUGGCAGAGCUGCAGAUGUUGUUAGAGGAAGAGAUUCCUGCUGGGAAAAGAGCUCUAGUGGAGAGUUACCAAAACCUGACCAGGGUCGCGGAUUACUGCGAGACCAACUAUGUCCAGGCACAGGAUAAGAGGAAGGCGCUGGAGGAGACCAAAGCGUACACGACCCAGUCACUGGCCAGCGUCGCCUACCAGAUCAACGCCUUAGCCAACAAUGUUCUACAGCUGCUCGACAUCCAGGCCUCGCAGCUCCGCCGCAUGGAGUCCUCCAUCAACCACAUCUCACAGACAGUGGACAUCCAUAAGGAGAAGGUGGCCAGGCGAGAGAUCGGCAUCCUGACCACUAACAAGAACACAACCAGGACGCACAAGAUCAUCGCUCCAGCCAACGUAGAGAGGCCGGUGAGGUACAUCCGAAAACCGAUAGACUACACCGUUCUGGACGACGUGGGGCACGGAGUUAAGUGGCUAAAAGCCAAGCAACAUGGAAACAACCAAUCAAUCAGAGGAGGAACGCUAUCGAGGACCAAUCCACCGACGCAGAAGCCACCCAGUCCGCCCAUGGCAGGGCGUGGCACUCUCGGGCGUAACACUUCAUAUAAAACUCUUGAGCCAGUAAAACCUCCUACAGUGCCUAAUGACUACAUGACCAGCCCUGCUCGCCUCGGGAGCCAGCACAGCCCAGGACGCACGGCCUCGCUCAGCCAAAGACCAAGAACCCACAGUGGCAGCAGUGGGGGUAGUGGCAGUCGUGAGAACAGCGGAGGCAGCAGUAUUGGCAUUCCCAUCGCCGUGCCGACUCCCUCCAUCCCCAACUCUGGCCCAGUUCAUUCCAUGUUUGCUCCGCCCCCACCUCCGCCUCCACCCAUGUUUGGGGGCCCAAUGGCUAUAGGGCUCGGUCCAGCCCCCGUCUCUCAGUUUGGCACGAUAUCGCGACAGAUGUCCCGCCACAACUCCACCACGUCGUCCAUGUCCACGGUUUCAGCCACGGGGACGUACAGGCGCGCGCCGUCUCUCUCCUCUCAGCUCCCUCUGCAGCACACUAACGUCAACGGUGCUGCUCCGGCCGCCUUUACACACAACUCAAUGUCUGUUGCUCCCCCUCCUCCCCCCAUGCCUCAGCUCAUUCCACAGAUUCCCCUCACCGGCUUUGUGGCCCGGGUGCAGGAAAACAUCGCCGACACCCCGACUCCGCCCCCUCCUCCGCCACCUGACGACAUGCCCAUGUUCGACGAGGCUCCGCCCCCUCCACCUCCACCUCCUGUGGACUAUGAGGAUGAGGAGGCAGCCGUGGUGCAGUACAGUGACCCGUAUGCUGAUGGAGACCCUCAAUGGGCCCCUAAAAACUACAUUGAGAAAGUGGUGGCCAUCUACGACUACACCAAGGACAAAGACGAUGAGCUGACCUUCAUGGAAGGCGCCAUCAUCUACAUCAUCAAGAAGAAUGACGACGGCUGGUUCGAGGGUGUGUCUAACGGCGUCACCGGCCUCUUCCCCGGCAACUACGUCGAACCCAUCAUGCACUACGCUGACUGACGCGGCCGGGAGUAGCUCUAUAAGACGCAUCCAAACAGUAUAGACAGUAUAGAUAGUAUAGGAGUGUAUGAGGAUGUGCUGAGGUGGGGAUCAGAGAGACGGCGUGAUCUGUGUAAAUACAACGAGCCGGGUGUUUUUAGUAUUUUUUCAGUGAAUGUUGAUCACAUCUCAAUGCCAAAAGUCUUCGAUUUAAAAAUUUUAAUCCAGUCCAAACUGUUUAUGAUGAAUAUAAAACAAAUAUACAAGAUAAAGUUUAAAAAAAAAAAAAACCUAUACAUUAUUGAUAACACUGUUUUAAGGCAGUAAGUCUGAAAUGUGAUUUAAGUCCUGACAUGAAGCAUGCCUACGACUUUUAUACCUAUAGUAACGUCGAGAUUUAAUUCCACUUUUUUUUUUUUUUUUUUUUUUGGGUCCUGAUACUUGAAGGUAUUAAUGGACAUUUUACAUUUUAUUUUAAUACUUAAGUAUUAUACAAUUUAUCCCUCUGAUCCCGAUCAUUUUAUUUUAUUUUUCCAAUGAAGAUUUUUUUUCUGCAUUUUUAAAGCCAGAACAGUCAAUUUCUCUGUACGUAUUUUCAAUGAUGCACACAAACGGAUCUGUAGAUUGCUUACACUGUAGACUUUAAAGUUAUGAUAAGUAUGUUAAUCAGUAUACAAUCCAUAUCUGCCAUUAAUCAGCCAGAAAUAACUGCCAUAUCGGUUCGACUGAUUUACAACUCAUUACCUCCCUGCACAGAUUAAUGAACAAAAUCAGAUUUGUGAACUGGUUCGGUAUCAUAAUUAAAGCCAUGGAAAAUUGACAAUAAAUUUUGUAAAUGUCCAUUAAA
Molecule: messenger RNA, 2446 nt
Organism: Pangasianodon hypophthalmus (striped catfish)
Lineage: Eukaryota; Metazoa; Chordata; Actinopteri; Siluriformes; Pangasiidae
Gene: abi1a
Product: abl-interactor 1a
Exons: 12
Coding region: 88-1620 (510 amino acids)
Cellular component (GO): lamellipodium; intracellular anatomical structure
Molecular function (GO): SH3 domain binding
Source: RefSeq, a predicted model, not a curated record